Messenger RNA from Physella acuta, 690 nucleotides. Its product is annotated as acetylcholine receptor subunit alpha-1-A-like. The record is from RefSeq and is a predicted model, not a curated record. Gene Ontology annotation, molecular function: transmembrane signaling receptor activity; monoatomic ion channel activity. Gene Ontology annotation, biological process: monoatomic ion transmembrane transport. Lineage: Eukaryota; Metazoa; Mollusca; Gastropoda; Physidae. Gene Ontology annotation, cellular component: membrane.
AUGGCAACUGACCAGCUGACCUUUAAGUUCAAGAGAAGGCCCAACUUCCUGUUGAUCAACAUCAUCCUCCCUAUCGUCUUCCUCUCUUUCCUCAACAUCCUGGUCUUCGUCAUACCCGUAGAGUCAGGGGAGAAAAUCGGAUACGGUAUCACGGUACUUCUGUCCCUGUCGGUCUUCAUGAGCAUCAUGGGUAGCCUGCUGCCAAGGUCAUCACUGACCACACCCAAGGUCACCAUCUACAUCCUGAUCCUGAUGGUGCUAUCUAUGAUGACAGUCAUUGUGUCCAUCAUCAUCGUUUUCCUGCAUCAUAUGGAAGAGAAAGAAGAGAAUCACCAACGAGCGAAGGAGAAGUUCAAAUCCGCUUUCAACAAAGUUGCGGUUUACAGUAAAACCGUUUCGCAGUUUCGCACGCCCAACAACAAGGUGCAAGCAGUGAGCGACAACCAAUCGAAUCCACUCAGACGUCUAGCAGAAGACGCACUGGCGGCCCAGAAGUCAGAGAAUCCUGGCAACAUGGACUCGGAUGGGGAAAACCCGAAACUAAAAUUAGCCGAGGACGCACCUAAGCAAAACAAGUUUAAAAUAGUAGGGAAAUAUAUUGAUCUGGUCUGUUUUGUUGUUUUCUUGGUCAUUUGGCUGGUUGUGACCUUGAAGUUCAUGUUUGACAUUGCAAAAGUCAUUGAAAUAUAA